GAAAUGGGAAAUAGUAACAAUGUGACGGAAUUUGUCCUCCUUGGCCUCACCCGGGAUCCUGAAGGGCAAAAAGCAUUAUUUGUCAUGAUUUUACUGACCUACAUUGUGACAAUAAUGAGCAACCUGCUCAUUGUGGUGACUGUGUUUGGCAGCCCCUCUCUGGGCUCCCCCAUGUACUUCUUCCUCACCUGUCUGUCACUCAUGGAUGUUGUUUAUUCCACUGUCAUCUCUCCCAAAUUGAUUAUAGACUUACUCUGUGACAAAAAGACAAUUUCCUUCCCAGCUUGCAUGGGCCAGCUCUUCCUAGAACACUUGUUUGGGGGUUCUGAGGUCUUCCUCCUGAUCGUGAUGGCCUAUGAUCGCUAUGUGGCCAUCUGUAGGCCGCUGCAUUACUUGACUAUCAUGAAUCGACAGGUUUGCAUUCUGCUGUUGGUGGUGGCCUGGGUUGGAGGUCUUAUGCACUCUAUGGUUCAACUUCUCUUUGUGUACAGCCUCCCGUUUUGUGGCCCCAAUGUCAUUGAUCACUUCAUCUGUGACAUGUACCCAUUACUGGAACUUGCCUGCACUGACACCUACUUAAUAGGCCUCACUGUUGUUGCCAAUGGUGGAGCCAUCUGCAUGGUCAUCUUUAUCCUUCUGCUCAUCUCGUACGGAGUCAUUCUAAAUUCUCUUAAAAGUCACAGUCCGGAAGGGAGGCGCAAAGCCCUGUCCACCUGCAGCUCCCACACCACAGUGGUUGUCCUCUUUUUUCUUCCCUGCAUUUUCAUGUAUGUUAGACCUGUUUCCAACUUGUCCAUUGAUAAAUCCAUAACUCUGGUUUAUACAGUUAUCACUCCCAUGUUAAAUCCUUUAAUAUACACCUUGAGAAAUUCGGAGAUGAAAAAUGCUAUGGAAAAAUUCUGGUGUAAAAAUGUAACCAAAAGUAAAAUAAGCAUGUGUCACUGA
Molecule: messenger RNA, 945 nt
Organism: Panthera uncia (snow leopard)
Lineage: Eukaryota; Metazoa; Chordata; Mammalia; Carnivora; Felidae
Product: olfactory receptor 4A5-like
Exons: 1
Coding region: 4-945 (313 amino acids)
Biological process (GO): G protein-coupled receptor signaling pathway
Cellular component (GO): membrane
Molecular function (GO): G protein-coupled receptor activity; olfactory receptor activity
Source: RefSeq, a predicted model, not a curated record